AUGAACAACAGCACAUCCGGGACUCACGCGGAUCCGGACCUGCUGAUCACCUCCACCUUCGGGACGCUGCUCUCCCUCGUGUACAUCAUCGGGGUGGCGGGGAACGUGUACACGCUCGUGGUGAUGUGCCACUCGAUCCGCUUCGCCACCGCCAUGUACAUCUCCAUCAUCAACCUGGCGCUCGCGGACCUGCUGUACCUCUCCACCAUCCCCUUCGUGGUGGUCACAUACUUCCUGAAGGACUGGUACUUCGGGGACGUGGGGUGUCGCGUGCUGCUGAGCCUGGACCUGCUCACCAUGCACGCGAGCAUCUUUACGCUCACGGUGAUGUGCACGGAGCGCUACCUGUCCGUCACCAAGCCUCUAGACACCGUGAGGAGGUCUAAGAGCUACAGGAAGGCUCUCGCGUGGGGGGUUUGGCUGCUGUCCCUCUUCCUGUCCGUGCCCAUGAUGGUGAUGGUGUCGCAGACCCAGCAGCGCGUGCUCGGGGGGGGCGUGAAGCGGAUCUGCGCGCCCACUCUGGCCCCCCUGGCUUACAAAGUGUACGUCACGGUGCUGUUUGGCACCAGCAUCAUGGCCCCGGGACUCAUCAUCGGAUACCUGUACGUGAAGCUGGCGCGCACUUAUCUGGAGUCCACGCGCAACCCGGUGAUCGACAGAGUCCAGAG
Molecule: messenger RNA, 668 nt
Organism: Notothenia coriiceps (black rockcod)
Lineage: Eukaryota; Metazoa; Chordata; Actinopteri; Perciformes; Nototheniidae
Product: urotensin-2 receptor
Exons: 1
Biological process (GO): blood vessel diameter maintenance; neuropeptide signaling pathway; regulation of blood pressure
Cellular component (GO): plasma membrane
Molecular function (GO): urotensin II receptor activity
Source: RefSeq, a predicted model, not a curated record